This is a messenger RNA of Python bivittatus (Burmese python), 1775 nucleotides long. Its product is annotated as N-acetyllactosaminide alpha-1,3-galactosyltransferase-like. Gene Ontology annotation, molecular function: hexosyltransferase activity. Gene Ontology annotation, cellular component: Golgi apparatus; membrane; vesicle. NCBI's taxonomy places the organism in Eukaryota, Metazoa, Chordata, Lepidosauria, Squamata, Pythonidae. The record is from RefSeq and is a predicted model, not a curated record. Gene Ontology annotation, biological process: carbohydrate metabolic process.
GCGGACAGGCCCUGGCCCAGCUUGGCAGCGGUUUGGUCCACGCGUGUCUGGGCCAGCCUCUCCUGGAACUCGAGCCUGCUGAAAAUAGCCUGCUGAAAUUCAAUGCAGGAAAAAGAAGCUGGGAAAUGGUUCUUGUGUUGUACUUUAAAUUAAAUCCCAACGCACGGCCAGAAGUCCCUACCCUGAGCCCGUGGUCAGCCCCCAUCGUAUGGGAUGGCACAUUCAAAACUUCUAUCCUGAACAAUCGCUAUAAGCAGCAGAAAAUCACCAUCGGACUGACCGUUUUUGCCACUGGGAGGUAUCUGGACAAAUACUUGGAGGACUUCUUAAUUUCCGCAGAUGCCUUUUUCAUGACGGGCCACAAGGUGAUCUUCUACAUCAUGGUCGAUGACCUCUCCAAAGUGCCCGAGAUCAAGCUGAGCCCACAGCGGACACUGAAGUUCUUCCAAGUCAAGCAGGAGAGCCGGUGGCAAGAUGUCAGCAUGAUGCGGAUGAAGACCAUAGGUGACCUGGUCCAAGCGUGCAUCCGCUACGAGGUGGAUUUCCUUUUCUGCAUGGAUGUUGACCAGAUCUUCCAAAGCGACUACGGGGUGGAGACCCUCGAUGAGUCUGUGGCCCAGCUCCACGCCUGGUUUUAUAACAUGGAGAAGACCUCCUUCACCUACGAGAGGCGUCCCACGUCGGCCGCGUACAUCUCUUACGAAGAGGGGGACUAUUAUUACCAUGGAGCAGUAUUUGGGGGCACCCCACUGCAGGUCCUGAACCUCACCAGACAAUGCUACCAAGGCAUUCUACAAGACAAAGGACAGGACAUGGAAGCCAUCUGGCACGACGAGAGCCACCUCAACAAGUAUUUCCUGCUCAACAAGCCGACCAAACUGCUGUCCCCGGAGUAUUGCUGGGAUUAUAGAAUCGGCUUCCCCCCUCAGAUCCACAAUAUCAAGCUGUUCUGGAUGCCAAAGGAAUACGAAGAGGUCAGAGACAACUCCUGACCUGCCCCACACCCGUGAAACAGACCAGAGAGCUGGCCGGCCGCUUCUGCCCCGGCCUUCCCGGGAGCCAACGGUUCAGAUGAACACAUAAACAGCAUGGCUGCGCCUAACUCCGUAAUCUGGCCCCCCUUCUGCCCCUGCAGAAGAAAGGGGGCAAGCUGAAGGCACAGAGGGAUUGCCAACGAUAGAGGAGGGGGCCUGUCUUCUGCCACUACCUGGAGCCAUCAUCAGCUGCCAUCUUAUUUUCUUGCAGCAUCUGACAGCAGGUGGUUCCGGGCAACCUCCUCUGUCUCUACAGUACUUUUGUGCAUCACCACAACUCGUUCUGGGUUGCAGUGCCUGAAGUCCUCCGGGGAGGCUUAGCCUUGUUUUCAGACUCCUGAAAGAGGGGAUCAGAGCUGUGCCUUACAGCCAUUGAAGCCUCUAUGCCUUUCCCCCCGGAACCAAACCCCUCGAGCCUUCGCCGUCUUUCUUGGUCUUUCAUCUUGCAGAGUUUGCUCCGCCUUUCAAAUUCCGGGUGCUUGGAACUUUUCUAUCUUCGUCUCUCGAGCGGCAACGUUUCUGAAACUGCAUUUGUCCUUUUGCAAGAAUGUUCCUGGACUGGCAGAUACCCAGCGGUCCCUCACAUUCUCGAGACAUUGCGCGAAGCGAGGGCACGAUUUCACUGCCACGAGGAAGGGGACUUCACAGAGAGAAGUCGAAGGAUUGAAAGCAGAGUAGUUUUGCACGCUCCCACUCUGGUGUCAAUAGCAAAGCAUAAAGAAUUCAGGAGGCGGAAGGAGG